This is a messenger RNA of Adineta ricciae, 204 nucleotides long. Lineage: Eukaryota; Metazoa; Rotifera; Eurotatoria; Adinetida; Adinetidae. The record is from the annotation of a GenBank genome assembly.
AUGUCUCAUCAAAGUCGAUUCACAGAACACAAUGAAAUAAUACCAAUUGCAAUUAAUAGUACUCAUAUUCUAGAAGAUUGGUUAGAUUUACCUCCUCCAUCAACACUAAAAAUUCAAGUAUCUCCUCCGUUUCUAAAUCCACAUACAGUUGUUGUUCUUAAUCCAAUACAAUUUUUGAAUUUACCUCCUCCACCAUGGUAUUAA